Molecule: messenger RNA, 2144 nt
Organism: Ornithodoros turicata
Lineage: Eukaryota; Metazoa; Arthropoda; Arachnida; Ixodida; Argasidae
Product: DDB1- and CUL4-associated factor 10-like
Exons: 7
Coding region: 148-1758 (536 amino acids)
Cellular component (GO): Cul4-RING E3 ubiquitin ligase complex
Molecular function (GO): protein binding
Source: RefSeq, a predicted model, not a curated record
AUGGCACGCGCAGACGACGAGUCUACUAAAAUUUCGUGGAUGACAGCUUCGAUGAAAGAUUUUGAGCACAAGCGACAAGCACUCACAGGCUUUUUAGAACAUGGAGGCAAAACGCUGGCUUGUCUGUAUUUAUGUCAUUUUCUUUGAAUGACAGGCUCUCAAAAGUCUUCAAUGAGAAUUACAUUCAAACAAGUCGCUUCGAGCAGCACUUCCGGAACUGAACUCAGGAGGGAGAGUCCCGCGGCAACUAUGAAGAAAGCAUGCCGACACCACUUCUGGAACACGCUGGUGGAUCGCCGCAGCCUCGGGUUCGGCUCGGCGCUGGGCGACCAGGACCUGGUAGCCCGCAACCUGUACCUCUCUCUGCAGCCCUCGUGGGAGACGUUACGUCGUUCUCAGCACGGAGGAAUAUUUAACCUCUCCUUCUCACCAGACGGGUCCAUACUAGUGGCGGCCACAGAGGGAAAGAGCAUCCUGCUCUUUGACCCCUUAUGCCACAGACUUGUACAAAAGGUCGAGAAUGCUCACGGUGACUGCGUCAACUAUGCAAGGUUUCUGGACUCACGAACGUUUGCGACUUGCUCGGACGACACAACGGUUGCGUUGUGGGACAUCCGGUACCUGCAGCGGAAGAUUCGCUCCCUGCUGGGACAUUCCAACUGGGUUAAGAACAUUGAAUACGCGUCGGACGUCGGGCUGCUCGUGACGUCUGGCUUUGACGGCAGCAUUUACACGUGGAACAUCAAUGAGUUUUCCGAAUCGGGGGCCGAGUUCCAACGCAUCUUUCAUACCAACAAGCUGAUGAGGAUGAGGCUGACGCCUGACAGCCGUAAGAUGGUGAUUUGUACCACAGGAGGGUACAUCAUGGUUAUUCACGACCUGGAUUUGCACAACCUCUCCCACGACCUCCAGGGCUUCAAGCCCAACAUGUAUGACCCUGUAAUGCUGCUUGGUGCAAAUCCUGACCCAGGUUGUGUGCACAACCACGCCUAUGCGACGAAACGCAACCGCGUCGAACUCAUCACCGAUUUUCCUCGUGGGAAUGACGCGGAGGUGAUAUCUUCGCUUCAGGUGCAUCCGCAGGGCUGGUGCGUGCUUUCCCGAAACACGAGCAGCGACGAAAACUCGGAGUGGACAUGCGUGCACGACAUCCAGGAACCCCCCCUCGACACGCUGCGUUGCGUCCAAGACACCCCGGAGUCGGCGGACCUCCGUCCCCUGCGGCCCCUGGUCCAGUUCUGGCUCCACCCGCCGCAGGACCACCACCCCCUCUUUCCGAUCCGCGAGCACAUCGACGACGACGACGAGAUCCCGGAGACGCGCGUCCUGCACGUCUCCGGCGGCUCGCGCCACGAAAACCCCACCGUCACCGAGGGCACGAUCGAGGAGGCCACCGCGUUCCUGGCGGGGCGCGCGAGCCUGUCCGCGCACGUCUCCGCGCGGCCGCGCCGCCCUCGGCUCCUGCACUACGCCCGGGAGCCCAACGUGGGGCGGGGCUGGAUCAAGGAACUGUGCUUCAGCACCGACGGGCGCCUGGUGUGUUCGCCCCACGCGUACGGCGUGAGACUCCUAGCGUUUAACAGCCAGUGCCGCGAACUGAGCGACUGCCUGCCCCAGUCGCCCCAGCCGCUCGUGCAGCUCUUGACGAACGUGAGCCACGCAAACUUUGUGGUCAGCACAAAGUUCUCGCCCACCCACUGCCUCCUGGCGUCGGGCUGCCUCAACGGGAAAGUAUGCUUUCAUCAGCCCGUGCUCUGACGGGAUUUCAUGGACGCGGGGGAAUGUAUAAACGAGAGACGGCAUUGCGACGGCCGUUAAAAAAAAAAAAAAAGAAAAGGAGGGUAACGCGAGACUUCGGGAGAUCCGGCGGGUUGCUGCCGCUUCUCGGCACACUUUUGAGACGCGUCUGUUGGCCACGGACGGUAGCACGUUUACGCGAUUAAACUGCUGGGUUGUGUUUGCUUUGUACAAUGUUCGAGGGAAACUCUGGGCAAGAAAAGUGUUUGACUGGCUGCCAGCCAUCUAAUGGGUUGCUCAGAUCGAUUCAGUAGGUAUGAAAACUUGCUACGUCAAUCCAUACGAUCGUGUGAUAGAUUAUGCAUUGAGGAGUAAAAAUGGACAAUAAAAAUAAUUUCACGUUCUCA